AUGUCCUCCUCAUCUGCAUUCGCAAGCGCCGUCCGUAACUGCGACGAGUGCUCCUCGUCUUCUCCGGAAAGAUUUCAAGAGUUUCUCGACCACCUCGUGGACGCGUAUCAUCGACAUCACCUUGCGUCAACUUUGACGAAUUGGAAAACAGGAAAAUUGAUGGCUCGAUUGCACUCGAAACUGUUCGGUGAUGGUGAGGACGACCGCAAACCACGAGAAGGAGGAAAGAGCCACAAAACAGUCUCAGACGAGGAGGAAAAAAAACUCGAAAGAUUGAUCGAGCAAUUGGCGACGGAUGCAAUCUUGAUUUUGAAAAAAGCAGUUGGCCAGGAUUGGACGGCGGAUGCCUUGGCAGAGAAGUUAUUGAAGGAAUACGAGUGCGGCGCGGAGUUGGCGAGUUCUAUGCACGAGAUUUUUUCGAAAGAUAAAGAUAAGUUACAGAGGAGUUUCGCGAGAGGCACGUUUGGAAUGGUGAAGAGAUUAGAGUCCGCGUGUUGGAGAACGCAGGUUAGUUUGUAUGAUAGUAAAACUAGUAAAAAUAAUACGGCGACGAACACGGAUAAAGGAGACGAAGUGACCGCGGUGUUGGAGCUUCGCAUGGAAAAGAACGACACGACGUCGAUAGAGUUUAAGAAAGAGGAAUUGUUUACGUUUUUCAAGGAGUUGGAAACGAUUCAGAUGAAAAUAGAUGACCUUAGUUAG
Bathycoccus prasinos is the source of this 702-nucleotide messenger RNA. RefSeq lists its product with no specific name. The record is from RefSeq and is a predicted model, not a curated record. The transcript has a single exon. Bases 1 to 702 code for a protein of 233 amino acids. Lineage: Eukaryota; Viridiplantae; Chlorophyta; Mamiellophyceae; Mamiellales; Bathycoccaceae.